GACAGUCAUGCGACGGCAUCUCCCUAUGAUCGACUUCUCCGGUGUCAGCAUGGCUUGCGCGGGAACGCCGGCCUGGGACGCCGUUCAGGAGCAGGUGAUGCCGGCUCUCGAAUUCCACGGCUGCUUCGAGGCCGUGUACAACCGGGUCGCCUCCGAGCUCCGCCUUUCCCUCCUGGGGAUCGCCAAGGAUCUCUUGUCCCUCCCUCUUCAGACCAAGCUCAGGAAUACCUCCGAUGCGCCCUACGGCGGCUACCUCGGCCAGUUUCCAGGCCUCGCGUACGAGAGCCUCGCCAUCAGGGACGCUACCCUUCCCCACGCCAUCCCCAACUUCGCCAGCCUCAUGUGGCCCAGCGGAUCAAACCCCAAUUUCUGCGAGAAGGCGCGCUCGUUCACCGAGCAAGUGGCGGAGUUGGAGGAGAUGGUGAGGAGGAUGGUGUUGGAGAGCCUGGGCGUGGCGAAGUACGCGGAGGAGCAGAUGCAGUCGACGUACUACCUGCUGCGGUUCACGGAGUACGGGGCGGCCGGCGAGUGGGAGGAGGAGAAGAGGAAGCUAGCUCACAUGGCGCACCGGGACACGAACAUGCUGUCGAUCGUGUGCCAGUUGAACGAGGUGGACGGGCUGCAGGUGGAGGCCAUGGACGGGGAGUGGCACCUGGCCGCGCCCAGAUCGGUCGCUUCCUUCUUCGUCAUCGCAGGAGAGGCUUUCCACGCAUGGAGUAACGGGAGGGUGUACGCCUCCAUGCACGGCGUCGCCAUGGACGGCACAGUAGCGAGAUACUCCGCCAUCCUGUUUUCGAGGCCUAUGAGCGAGCAAACGAUCCAAGCCCCAGCGGAGCUCGUGGACGGUGACCGUCCCUCUCUCUUCCGACCUUUCGAGUACGGCGACUUCUUGCACUUCUGCGCCUCUGCGGAGGGCAGAAAGCUAAAGAAGUGCAGACUGAGCGCUUAUCGCAGGGAGGAGGACAUCACCAAAGAAGAUGAAGCAUGACGAAGGGUGCAUAAACUUGCUUGCGAUUUGGCUGCUGAAAGUAUUAGUAUUAUACCAUACGUGUUGGUUUCCAGGUCUGCCUUAGAUGUAAAUUGGGGGAGUCCUGUUGCUGUAGGGAGGAGAAAUAUGUUUUCUGGAUCUCAGAAAGCCUGUUAGUGGGCAGUAAUUUAAUGUGUUUCAAAA
Messenger RNA from Musa acuminata subsp. malaccensis (wild Malaysian banana), 1171 nucleotides. Its product is annotated as probable 2-oxoglutarate-dependent dioxygenase AOP1. Gene Ontology annotation, molecular function: 2-oxoglutarate-dependent dioxygenase activity. Lineage: Eukaryota; Viridiplantae; Streptophyta; Magnoliopsida; Zingiberales; Musaceae. The record is from RefSeq and is a predicted model, not a curated record.